Messenger RNA from Stegodyphus dumicola, 5224 nucleotides. RefSeq lists its product as uncharacterized. The record is from RefSeq and is a predicted model, not a curated record. NCBI's taxonomy places the organism in Eukaryota, Metazoa, Arthropoda, Arachnida, Araneae, Eresidae. Gene Ontology annotation, biological process: regulation of transcription by RNA polymerase II. Gene Ontology annotation, molecular function: DNA-binding transcription factor activity, RNA polymerase II-specific; RNA polymerase II cis-regulatory region sequence-specific DNA binding; protein binding.
UUCAGAGCAAUUUGUCGUAUUUUUAAUAACUGCUUUGUGCCCAAUUUGCUGAUUUUGAAUGACCGAUAAUCCAUAUUAACUGUGAAAUAUCGAACCACAGUUAAGAACAAAAAAACAAUGCAUUUACUGAAGACGUGCAUCUUUUAUUUUAUUCUUUUAAUACUUAUAGUGUGUAUCUUACUAUUUUAUACACUACAUGUGGCAGCAACAACGUAAAAUUAUCCCUUUUGAAAUUGGGCAUCCAUUGUCUGAAUAUGUGAUUGGUUUUCCGUUAGGUGUGAGAUUGGGUUUGGUUGUGUAGGUGUAAACAUAUUCUUUGGAAAUUUGUACACUUUUGCAUGACGUACAAAUACAUGCUUUCUGGUUCUCAUAUGAGUCAUUGUGAGUCGCUAAAUUUAAAUUUCACAAUUGCUCUUCAAGCAACGGAAAAUUAUCUUGUGGAUUGCCCCUAAGUUUAGGCUUAGCAUCUCCCUCUUCUCCAUUAUUAGCUGGUCCACCGUUAACUCGCUGCCAAAAACUCGCGUUGUGAAUAGUUUUAUUUGUAUGCUGUUGAGAUGCAAGUGUUUUCCAGUCCAUUUUGUAUGGUUGUAUGUGUUAAUUUAGAGGUAAGUUGACAGCAUUAUAUUCCGUAAAAAUUGUAAUUAUUGUUCUCAAAAUGUUUAUUUUGUAAUUUUAAUGUAAUGUGUCGUUUUACUAUCAUAGCAUUAAGUAAAAUGUUCAGUACUACAUUUCACUGUAACGUUUCUUGAUCAUCAGCUUUUAAAAGAGGACUACAUUAAUAUGGCAGUUAGUACGUUAAUACCAGCUAGUGCUAUGAAUUUUACAGAAAACCAGCAAGCAUGUAUUGUACUAGAAAAAUUGUGGAGCCAGCGAGAGGCUGGCCGGUUUUGUGAUGUUGUUCUGCACGUCCAGGGACAAAAAUUCCAAGCUCAUCGCAAUGUUUUGGCUGCAUGCAGUCCAUAUUUUGACUCUGUUCUAAAAACUCACAAAGUAAUUAAAGAGCAGCUUACCGUAACCUGUCAGAAUCUUGAUGCAUUCCAGUUGCUUUUAAAUUAUAUGUACACGGGUGCUGUUGUGAUUGAUAAAAAUAAUGUUGGGGAGUUAUUAAGAUUAGCAAAUCAUUUUCUUGUGAUCAAACUGAAAAAUUAUUGUGCAGAAUAUUUGGAUAGGUAUUUAGAUCCAUCUAAUUGUUUAACAGUUAAGGAAAUGGCAGAGAAGUAUAAUUUACCUGUACUUCAGAAAAAUGCAUCUGCAUUUAUUCAUAAUCAUAUUGUUGAAGUCUUUGAGCAAAGCGAAAUAUUAGAAUUCACUUUUAGUAAGCUAGAGGCAUUUUUCAAAGAGAAGCAGUGUCUUAUACCACAGCAUGUUUUGUUGAAUUUUAUCUGUAAAUGGGUUGAGCAUGAUGUAAGCAAACGAGAAAAUGAUUUGAGAACUUUGCUUACUUUUAUUAAUUGGGAUUCUAUUGAACGGCAGUAUUUAGAGGACCAUUUAAGAAAUUGCUCUUUAUUUCGUAAUAAUCCGAAAUGUACAUACCUUGUGUUAGUUUGUUUAGAAGAGAAUAAAAUAGAUUUACCUGAAUUUCAGGCUUUAUAUGCUUCAUUGAAAAGUCAGUAUGGACCUGGUGGUUCUAAUGUAGAUAAUGAUAGUUUUAUGAAUAUAGCCAUAUCUGCUGCUAUCCAUGGGCUUCAGAAAUAUCCAUUAAACACAGAUGCUGAAGAAAACACUCCAAUUACUGUUGCUCCUUUAGAAAAAGAGCAAUCUAAAGAAAAAAUUGCCUCAGUGCCUCCCGCAGAGGAACAUAAAGCAUACUCUGAUAAUGAAUCAAGUAAUAGUAGUUUUGAAGAUGCAGCACCAGAUUGUGCUCGUGAACUGGAUUAUGACAGUCCGAGUUCAGAGGAGAAACCACUUGCAUUAGUUCCAGCAACACCUAAUCGUAGGAAAGUUCCUCCAAGGAAAUUGAAACCUAAAUCUCCCCCCCGGAAGAUUACUAUGACAACAAGAAGAUCAACCCAAGUGCAGAAAACGGUACCACCAAUAAAAAUAACACGAAAAUCUUCAGGGAGUAUUUCAGCAAAACCAGCCAUGAAGCAUACUUCCAAAUCAUCUAAACAAAAUAUGAAACAGCCAAAGCAGGCUCAGUUGUCUCCUACUCGAAACAAAAAGCCUGUUGGUAAACCUACCAAAAAACGCUACGUUUCAGAAACUGACUCUGAAGAUGAUGACGAUGAUGAUGAAGGUAGCUCUAGUGCUACUGAUUCUAGUAUUGAGGAGUCGGUAAAUGGCCAUGGAAAUAAAUCAAAAUGGAAAGAUGGUGUAAAAUGUCCUAACUGUUCUUAUAUAGCUCACAGUUCUGUCAGAUUAGAGCAACAUGUUUCUCGCAUUCACGCGAAGGAUGUUACGUAUAAGUGCAAAGUUUGUGAUUUUACUUGCAAAUGGAAUCGAGAAUAUUACCUUCACAUGAAAACACACUUUCAGGGUCCACCAUUUCGUUGUGAAACUUGUGAAUAUACCUGUGACAGAAUACAAUUUUUAUUGUCUCAUCGCAUGAGGCAUACUGAUGAACGUCCAUUUAAAUGCGAUGAAUGUGAUCAUCGAUGUAGAACAAAAGCAAAUUUGGACUGUCACAUGAGGUGUCAUACUGGGGAGAAGCCUUAUCAGUGUGAACACUGUGAAAGACGCUUUGCAAUCAAAGCAAGUCUUGAUCAACAUCUUGCAUCUCAUCGUGAAGAUCGACCAUUCUUAUGCGACACUUGCGGCUUUAGUACAAAAUAUCAAUCACAUCUCUUUUCUCAUAAAAGAAUUCAUACAGGUGAUGUCUUUCGUUGCCAUUUCCCAAAUUGUAAAUAUAGUACACCUAAAAAAAGUCAAUUAGGAUCUCAUCAUAGAACUCAUACUGCUGUUCGUUCUCAUAUAUGCUCCAUUUGUGGUAGAGCUUUCAUUGAAAAGAGUCAUUUAGUAAGACAUGAGCGUAUUCACCUAAAUGAAAAGCCAUUCAAGUGUGAGCAUUGUGAUUAUUGUAGUUCUCGUAGGGAUAAAUUAAAAGAACAUUUUCGCAAACAUCAUGGUGAAAAUGCUACUGCUAAAGGUCCUUAUAGACCUAGGAAGCAGAGAAGACAAGGUUAUGAAGUAAGUGUUUAUUCUCCUCCAAAUAAAAAUCAACCAACUGAAUCUGAGAAUAAUCAGCUUCAACCUCAGCAGCAUAUUGAGUUACAAACAGCUGUAUCUGUAAUUGGAACUAAUAAUCCUCCACCAGCGCCAGUUGUAUAUAGUUAUGAAUCAUCUCAUCAGGAAACACUUCAUAGCCAUGCAGCUGUUGCUUUACAGCAGCUAGGUGCUGCUGCUCAUAAUUAUCAAGUGACGUUUAUGGAACAAAGACAUCACCAACCUCAUCAUCACCAUCACCAUCACCAUCAGCACACACAUCAACAUCCUCAUGCACAUCCACAUGUUGGACCAACUCCACCAUCUGCUGUUCCUGCUAUGAUGACUGAUCAGAAUAGAGUAAAUGUUGUUGCUGUCAGUUCGCACGAUGGAACAAAUGUUGUCGGUCAGGCAUCAGAGUUUAGCCCAUUCAUGUCAUUUAUGUAAUUUUUAUUUUUAUUUUAAUUUUUUAUUUUAUUUAUUUAUUUUUUAUUUUAGAAUGGGUACUGUAGAUGAAAAUAAUAGCAUUAACAGUUGAAGGGCUGAAGUUACAAAUCAGGUUUUGAAUCAUAUAUUACGUUUAUAGUAUUAUUAAAUGUAAUUUAGGCUAUUUUUAAGGAGACAGUUGUAAAGUAUUUAUAUUAUGGUGGUGUGGGCUUCUGUGAAGCAUUCUAAAAUUGAUGUGAGAACAAACACACUUGUGUUUUACUUUGUGUCUGAUCAAUUAUGCUGUGCAUAUUGCUUAAUUAUUAGUUUGGUUAUCUAUUUUUGUAUUUCAUAAACCGUUCUUUUUAUUGACUAUCAUUUGUGCUUGGCUAAGGAUUAUUGUAUCAUUGAACAUAUAUAAGGGUUUAAAAAUAUUAUAUAUAUUUCAAAGAGAAUAUUUUUAUUAAUGUUAUUGAUGAAUUACAAAGUGCAUGUUGCGUUUGUGUGAUCAACUUUCUGUAAAUUGGGAAAUUUUUCAGAAUUAUGUGUGUUGCUCUAUGUAUUAUUUAUUGCUUUUAUUUUAUAAGCUUAUAAUGAAUUUUAGAAAGGUAAAUCAAAAUUCUGAUUAAUCUAAACUUUCAGCCCUUCAUCUCCCUAAUUAUGUGUUCAGCUUGUUUUCUAAUCAAAUUUUUUUGCCUUCUGAAGGCUUGUAAUAAUUUAUUGUAUGAAGUGAUUGCAUACAAAAACUACUUUAUUAAAUGCCUUUAAAUGUAUUGUGUACUUUUUCUGCUACGUGCAUUGUCAAAAAUCUGUUGAAGAUUAUGAGGCAUUUUUCACAAAAUACUCCCAGAUCUAUUUAUAAUUGUUUCAUAUUUUGUCUCAUAUUGUGCCAAGAAUGAUUGUUAAUGGCACAUACUUUGUGUAAUAUUAAUGUAAAAUCCUUAUACUUAUUUAUAAGUAAAACUGCAUGAGAGCAUUUAAUUUAUUGGUUAUUCAAUGUAUUGCCAAAAAGAAAAGUUUGUAAUCUAUAAAGGUGCUGAACUAUGGGUGCUGUCAUGGUGAAUUAUGAAGAUUUUACACUUAGCAGCAGUUCAUAAUGCAUAAAUUAUGUUUUUAUUUUCCUCACAAUUAGUGUAACUGUAGCUGCAAUUUUAUAUUAAUGUUGCUUAUUUAAAUUGUUACCGUAUUUUCUCUCGUUGCUGUUAAUUUGUAUGUUAUGUUAAUGUUAUUAAUUAGUUAUGUUAUAGUAACUUUUUUGGAAAUAUGUUUUGUCAUUAGAAAUACCUGUGCAACCUGAUUAGUUGAAAAAACUGAUGCUUAUUCUCUCUCUCUUUUUUUUAUUUAUUUAAGUGCAAAACUAAAUUAACUGUACAUUUUUACCUAAGUUUUAUUUUGGUAAUUAGAAAACUGCUAAGUGCAUAAUAACAGGAAAUGCAGAUGGAAUUAGAAGGAACCCCCCAGGGAAAGUUUAUUAUUUGUAUGAAACCAAUUUAUAAAGUAAAUGUCUACGGUUGUACUGAAAAUUCAACUUUGUAAACUCUUGUGGGUUAACUGGAAAUGUAAAAGAAGAAAUAGUAUCAUUAGCUUCAAGGUUAUAAUUAACCAUUUAAUUAAUUUGUGUUAUCUUUUUGAAUGAAAUAAACAACAUAUAAUUUUA